This is a messenger RNA of Lactuca virosa, 324 nucleotides long. The record is from the annotation of a GenBank genome assembly. Lineage: Eukaryota; Viridiplantae; Streptophyta; Magnoliopsida; Asterales; Asteraceae.
AUGGAUCAUAUUGGGGAUGAUUUAGAGGUUUGGUUUAAUUCAGGUAGUGAUGUGAGGGAUAAUGUUAUACAGGAUGAGGAUAAUAUGGAAAAAGAACCACAAAAAAUAGCCCAUGUGUUUGAAGGAAUUGGUUUGGAAGAUGAGAUCAUUCCAGAUGAUUUAAAGAUAAACCUAAACAAGACUUAUGCUGAUGAAUUCCUCAACAAGUUGUGUUCAGAUGCAAUAAAUGAUGAGGAGGAAGACAAUGAGGAUUGUUUGUUUCACCCUAUUUUCAAUGUUUGUAUAGUAGAAGCAACAAAAGCCUGUUCUAGGUAUGAGAUUUGA